Molecule: messenger RNA, 708 nt
Organism: Colletotrichum godetiae
Lineage: Eukaryota; Fungi; Ascomycota; Sordariomycetes; Glomerellales; Glomerellaceae
Exons: 2
Coding region: 1-708 (235 amino acids)
Source: RefSeq, a predicted model, not a curated record
AUGCCCCGACCCAACCGAAAGGCUGCAAUCUUAGGAUUGGACUGGGGAAGCAGCGCGAUUCGUGCUAGCAUCUUGCCCCGUGACACACUCAUGGUGCAUACAAUCUGGAACUCUCGUUCAACGCCUGCCCACGACGAACAUUAUCAGAAAGGCGCAUUCAAUUCAGCAUUAUAUCUGGAUGGUGUCGGGAAGCCCUACACAGGCGAGGCUCUCGACGAAGAUCGCGACCCAGUGCCAUCGAAGCCCUUUUUUUCCCGGUCCCCAGAGACUGGAAUCGACACGGUUGAUGCCUCGCUGAAUGGUUUGGAAGCAGACAUGAAAUGGGCACUAGUUAAUCGUGGAAUGGAGCAGAUCGUUGAGACGGUCUUCACUGAGAUUGAGAAGGUUUGCAGAGGCCAAAGCCUGGAAUUGCGUGGCCGCCUCUUCUACAUCGACGAGAUCGGACUGUCUUACCCUGCUCAUUGGAGGCUCGAAGAGCGGACACGGUACGAGCAGCUCCUUCGAAGGGUGAUGCCUGCAGUUUCAACCUUGAUCUCAGAGUCUAUCAAGCCGGACGUCGCAAUCAACUUCCAUGUUGAAAGCCUAGCAUCGGCGCACAUGUUGUUUUGGUCUCGACAGAUGAUUAUCGAUAUUAUCCCACCGCCACUCACUUCGAUGCUUCUUGUCUUUCUAGACUUUGGGGGCUACACCAUGCUGAGCUUUCCAUAG